Messenger RNA from Antechinus flavipes (yellow-footed antechinus), 13233 nucleotides. RefSeq names its product FKBP prolyl isomerase 5 (gene FKBP5). The record is from RefSeq and is a predicted model, not a curated record. The transcript has 11 exons. Gene Ontology annotation, molecular function: peptidyl-prolyl cis-trans isomerase activity; protein binding. The coding region runs from base 1877 to 3256 and encodes 459 amino acids. NCBI's taxonomy places the organism in Eukaryota, Metazoa, Chordata, Mammalia, Dasyuromorphia, Dasyuridae.
UGUGUAUGUAUGUCAUCGAGAAUUCACAUUGUUUGCUUGAUUCUUGGAGACGAUAGUCUCAUUCAGCCCUGGGACCAAACCAUGGAUCCAUUUGGUCCCAGUAAAUCUCUCCCUUUCAAAUAAAAUAUUAAAAACUCUCUAAUCUCUAUCUUGCCUCAGUUUCUCCAGCAUUACACCUUUAAGUACCAUCUCUUUAUGAGGACUUUCUUCAUUUUCUCAGCUGUUAGUAUCCACAUUUGUUUUGUUUUAUAUUUAUUUAAAUGGAUAAAUGUUAUUUUUCUUGAUAAAAUUUUAUCUCCUUGAGAAUAUGAUAUAUAUUUUUUGUUUUUAUAUCCUAUGUCAAGUAGUUCCUGACAAAAAAAUAGGCCCAUCAUUAAUACUCCUAAUUGAUUUCUUUAUUUUUAAUUUUGACCUGUUCUAUUCCAUCUGAUUUUUUAACUUUUCUCCUACUAAAACAAUUACACUUAGGAAUUGUUAUAAAAGUUUUUACAUGGAUUUUUUAUGGAUUCAAAAUCCAUAUAGAUACUAGGAACUUUAUUCAAAUCCAUAUGUUGCUAGACUCACAUUCUUAGGCUCAAUCUCCCUGCCACCUCUUGUGUACCUUAAUACUUUGUCUCCCUCCUCUGGUCUGUCCUUCCCCCUUGGAUGUCUUUGAUGUUUCCUGACCUCAGACUAUAUAACUUUCCUUUGUUUGCUAUAUGUGCCAGAUUACAUUCAUUUAGCUGUCAUAAUGUUGGUACAUAUCAUUGUUCUCUUCCUUCCUUCCCCACCUCCAUCUUGGUAGUCUGUCAGUCAGCUUCACCACCUCUCCCUCCCCCUGUUCACCCCCUCCUUUAUCUCCUUCCCACCUUCCAUACCCCAUCCACACUGUUUCAACUCUCAGAGGAACUUUCUUACCUGCUCAGAAUCCAUAGUCUGGUCAUUGCAUGGAGUGAUAAUGGUGGGGAGCCCUUGCUGUUCCUGAAGUGGUCCCUAGUACAGAUAAGACCCUUCCAAUGCCUUGGGCACUCCCUCGAUAACCCCUCCUCAGACCUGGACACACUUGUGUGUACCUCAUGUCUUGCACUAGAACCCUCUGUCUGAGCAUUCCUGUUGGGAGGCUGUGGAGUUGAAGCCCAAAGCUUCAGGGUGAGUGGGAGGCCUGACUUGGCCAGGGUAGGGCUGCUGGAGGCCAUGGACCAAGAGGGAAUUGCUGGGGCCACAUGGGUGUGGUUGGAUGAGCUGGGGUUGUCUCCCUGCUCCUCUCCCUUCUGAGAAUAAGAAGGGGAGUAGAGUAGAAGAGUUGCUCCAGUUUUAGGGGCUGUCAGGGCCAGAGACAACAAGAGGAAGAUUCAAGAUUUUGAAAAGAACCAUCAGAAGGGGAAGCCUAUGGGAGAGGAAUGCAAGAGUCCUAAGUCUGUUAUAGAGCCCAGAGUAGAAGCAGGGGAAGGAAGGGGCUGUAUUUAGUAGUGGCUAGGAUCAUUAGACCUAUAUUCAGGCCACCAUUCCCGAUUUUCUAAAUUGUAUUGGGGCCAGGUGAUAUUACAAAGGAAAUCUUUACCUUUCCUCUUCAGAUCCAUCAUUGUGGAUUUGUCCCAAUUCUUAAGUAGAUAUCCCAGGGCGGGGUGAGGACUAGGUAGUCAAGGUUCCCUCUCUCAUCUACUUUAAUACCAGGGGCUUUGGACAGGUAUUUAAAAAAAAAAAAAAAAGAAAGAAAGAAAAAUGUGUUCCAACUGAGAUGUCCCUCAGUGUAUAAGAAGGCAGAUUGCACAGGGUGCACAUAGGUGGUUCAAACCUCCGACCAGUGCUGUCCAAGUCACAUCUGGGGUGAAGGCUCCUAUCGGAGGACUCCAGAGGCAAAGGAAACAAGGGAGAAGGGAUUCUCCUAUAAAAGACAAUGACUACUGACGAGGCCACCAAGAAUGAUGGAGAGAAUCCAGCAGUUGCUCUUGCUGAACGAGGCGAAGACAUUACUCCUAAAAAAGACCGAGGUGUUCUAAAGAUUGUCAAAAGAGUGGGGAAUAAUGAGGAAAUGCCUAUGAUUGGAGACAAAGUUUAUGUCCAUUACAAAGGAAAAUUGUCCAAUGGAAAAAAGUUUGAUUCUAGUCAUGAUAGAAAUGAACCAUUUGUCUUCAGUCUUGGCAAAGGUCAGGUUAUCAAGGCAUGGGAUAUUGGAGUUGCUACCAUGAAGAAAGGAGAGAUCUGCCACUUACUGUGUAAACCAGAAUACGCAUAUGGUUCUGCUGGCAGCGUCCCUAAAAUUCCCUCGAAUGCAACUCUUUUUUUUGAGAUUGAACUACUUGAUUUCAAAGGAGAAGAUUUAUUUGAAGAUGGAGGCAUCAUCCGCAGAAUCAAGCAGAAAGGGGAAGGUUACUCAAACCCAAAUGAAGGUGCAACAGUAGAAAUCCACUUGGAAGGCUCCUGUGGUAACAGGACAUUUGAUUGCAGAGAUGUAGUAUUUGUUGUUGGAGAAGGGGAAGACCAUGACAUCCCUAUAGGAAUUGAUAAAGCCCUGGAGAAAAUGCAGAGGGAAGAACAUUGUAUUUUGUAUCUUGGACCACGAUAUGGCUUUGGAGAGUCUGGGAAACCUGAAUUUGGCAUUGAGCCUAAUGCUGAGCUUGUAUAUGAAGUUAUUCUUAAGAGCUUUGAAAAGGCCAAAGAAUCCUGGGAGAUGGACACCAAAGAAAAACUUGAACAGGCUGCUAUUGUCAAAGAGAAGGGAACAGUGUACUUCAAGGGAGGCAAAUAUUUGCAGGCAGUGAUUCAAUAUGGGAAGAUUGUAUCCUGGUUAGAGAUGGAAUAUGGUUUAUCAGAAAAGGAAUCUAAAGCAUCUGAAUCCUUCCUGCUAGCAGCUUUCCUUAAUCUGGCUAUGUGCUACCUAAAGCUCCGGGAGUACACCAAAGCUGUCGAAUGCUGUGAUAAGGCACUUGGACUGGAUAGUACCAAUGAGAAGGGCCUGUACAGGAGGGGUGAAGCCCAGCUGCUUAUGAAUGAAUUUGAGUCAGCCAGAGGUGACUUUGAGAGAGUACUAGAAGUAAACCCCCAGAACAAGGCUGCAAAGCUGCAGAUCUCCAUGUGCCAGAAGAAAGCCAAGGAGCACAAUGACCGGGAUCGCAAGAUAUAUGCCAACAUGUUUGAGAAGUUUGCAGAGAGAGAUGCAAAGGAAGAGGCUGGUAAAACAGUAAGUGAUAAGAUGCCAGAAGGGGUCCCCUCUAAGAAGAUCCAACCUGUAGAAGAGCCAAUAAUGGAAGACAAAGAUUUGGAAUGCCAUGUAUGACAAAGUACAAAAGAGAGAGAGGGAAAACUAAUGAAUUCAGCCCCCUCCUCAAUGACUUCUACAGAACUCAGGACUAAACAAUGUUUCUUGUCAAGUUUGUUGUAGUCUAUGUGAUUCUGGACACAAGCAGGCAAACUUGUGGCUUCCCAAAAAAUAGCCCCUUGCUGCCCAUUACCUUCACUGAAAGGGUCAUGUGGGACCACUGUAGGUGGUACAAAAAAAUAGAUGCAGCUGUUGGGGUUAGGAAGUUGGACCAGCAGCUUGAGUCCAGCUCAUUUCAGUUCAUGUCCCAACUUUUUUAUAUCCAAGUUAGAGUAUUCUAAAACCUUAGCAAUUUGAAGUUAUUUGUUUGGAUCAUAUAUCUGAUGAUCAAGCUUUAGUUACACUGUAGAGAGACUUAGAAUAAUUUAAAGAAUCUUUCUUUUUAUUGGGCUACGAGCAGCAUCUUUGAAGAGAGCUCCCAAACCAUUGAGACUAUAUAGAUCCACUUAAGCGUUUGUAUAGGGAACAGGAAUGUGUGGAGGUUUGUUUGUUUGUUUUUAAAUAACUGAAUAGCUAAAGUACUUAUCGAUACAACUCUGUUGUUUUAACGAAGAGAGCUAAUAUGAAGGAAAAUAAUCUGAGAUCACCUUGUGCAAACAACAUUGUUAACAAACCUGAGAGCUAAGCCUGCAGGGGCCACCUGCACCCUUAGCCUUCUCCUCUUUGCUCACAGCUCUUGUACUGCUUUCAUAUGAAUCUUAACCAGUCAGCUUUUCCUGGAUCAGCAAUUCAUGGGCACCCACUCUUCUGCAUUAGCAGACAAGUUUGGGUUUUGGUUUUUCCCUUUUUUGGAUGAAGUAUUGAAAUGCUCAAAUGUGAAGAAAAAAAGUAAUAGCAAUUUCUCUUUUCUUUUUCUCUUCCUUUGAAAAAGUCAUGCGGAAUACAAUACCUCUUGCUAGCACUGCUACUGUUCAUUUCCUUAUUUCCAUUCUAAUCCACAUUUUUAGAAACUUAAAAACUUGUUCUUAUAAUAUCUUAGACCUGGAGUGGAUUUAUUUACAUCUCCAUAUAGAAUUGAUGCAGCUUUUUUGGUUUUGUUAUUUAAAAGAUUAUCAGAGUUUAAAAUUAUAUUGAAUUUUUAAGAAUUUCAUUUACUCUCUUGUGAGAAAAAAAAAUGCUACUUUGAAAAUAAUUGAUAUUCUGUUACUUAGUUUUAAAAAACAAAGCCUAUGGGAUUUGGAAAGCAAUUAUUCUUCCACUUAAGGGUUUUACAUAUGGGUUUAGCAUUGCCAUCAUUUUCUUUUCUAAUAUUGAUAGUUUCUCUGUUCUGAACUGGGUUAUGAGCGGUGAAUGAGCACAUGCUAUGGCAGGUGACUCAGCAUUAAGUCCUUAGCAUCUAAGCACAAAAUUAAGUACUGUGAGUACUCUAGUUUUAUUUUUUAAAUAUUUCUAGAAGUGAAUUUUAGCUUUUUGAUCUAAAUGAGAUAAUAAGGUUCAGUAAAAUCCUACCUUGCAAAUCUCUAACCAAUGUCAUUAACAGUGUGAAUACCAUUAAAUGAAUAAUUUAGAACAAUUCAAUAUUUAUUAAGCAUCUACUGUGUGCAUAGAGCAUUGGGGUAGGUGAGAGGGGAAAGUAAAAAUAAGAUUGUCCCCUACCUUCAUGAAAGCAAGUCUAGUAAGAUGGGGAGAAGGGUGUGAGGAUGGUGAAGUAUAUUCAUACCAGUAGCUACAGUGAAGAUACAAAGAGAAGUAAUACAAGAAUUCCCAGGAUGAAAAACUCAUUCCAACUGGGGUCACUAGGGAGGCUUCAUUCAACCUUCAACCUUAUUCAUGUCACCUUUAAAAAUCUUAAGGCAAUAUUGUCAGUUAUCUUUUAAAAUACUUAUAUUUUAUUCUUGUUAUUUUUUUUUUUUAAUAUCCAACCAAGCCAAUCUGGUAUUGCCUUCUAAACCUGAAAAUCAAACUUUUUUUCCUGUAAAAUUUAUCCUUAAAAUUUAUUUAUUGAACAAAUGUGGUAAAUACUCAUCUGGAGCACUCUGAUGAUAACCAAAGCCAUACUGAUUGUCUCUCACUUGACUUUUUGUUUCUUCACCAAAUAUUUCCAUAGGAAACCCCAAAUUCAAUUCAGAAAAAUAAAAAGUAAGUGGUCACUUUGCUCAUUGUUGGUAUGUACUGGUGAGCUCAACAGAUUAGAGCAUGGUGCUAAGCAAAUCAGAGCUUAAGCUUUGUUUCCAUGCAAUCUAGUUAGCUCCUCACAAAGAUAAAUUUUUUCUGGAGCAAGACCAGCUCCAGCAAACUGUUUCCCAAAUGGUUCUUCUAGCUACCGAGAGCGCUAGGUAAGUUUGCAAAGGAUUUAGAACAAACCAAUAUAACUAGAGAUCUAGUCCUUACUACUGGAAAACAGUUCACAUACCUGACAGAAUCAGUACAAUAAUGUUGUCCUUGAAUGCCAAGGACAGCGUAUUUUAUUUAUAAAUAAAGUAGAAAUAUUUGAAGCAUCUUUGUAUAGAUGGAAUACAGAAUGGUAAGUCUACUUAUUAAUAGGAAAUUAUUUUGUAGAUAUCAACAUCCCUUUUUUCAUUUAAAUUCAAUAGAAUAAAUAUCGUUCUUUUGGGAUGGAGCAUAAGUGUAAUUUAAAAGUUGGGUAAACUUCAUAAGAGAAAUUGUUUUCUCAAAUUUUGCUUUAAUGUUCUCCCCCAAAAAAAGAUGGGAAAGGAGGAAGAAAGGAGGGAAGAUAAUGGAAUUAUAUCAAUAGAAUUAUUCAUGUUUAAAAAAUAAAUUGGAAUACAUUCUUUCUUUAUUCUGAUUUUAUACUAGGUCCAUGGGGGAACGCUAAGUUUCAGUGAAUAUCCACUCAAAUGAGUUUGUUGUUAUUGAUGUAUCUAUUCAUCCUAUGAUGAAGUGGGAAAAUGACAAGAUUUGAAGUCACAGCACCUAGAUUCAAAUCUUAGAUGUGCCUCAGUUUCCUCAUUUGUAAAAUGGUAAUUAAACUUUAAGGCCCUCCUAGCUCAAAAUCUAUGAACUUAUAUCAGCCUUUUUUAAUCAAAAUUUAUAUGCAUACUUUCUAACUCAGAAAGCCCAACAUGUGGGAAAUAUAAUUCAGUGUUUAUAAGAAAGAUUGAGCAUUGCUGGGGAGCAAAGUUUCAUAAUCUUCCUUCUUUUACAAUGAACAUCACAAAGAUCCUAGAGCACAAUCGCCUUGGUUUAGGGUCUCUGAAAUCCUUGAUUUCUCUGGAUUUUAAAUCCUAACCCUUCUUGUGUGAAGUAAUUUUUUUACAAUACUUCCUUCAAUUUGCGUAUUUUUAAUUAAAUAUAUUUUGUAUCAAGGGAGUCCUAUUGGGCUUUUCAGUUUUGCUGAUACAAGAGGCAUGAAAAUCCUUUUUUAUCAUUUUCUGAUGUCAGGUACUUGAUAACAUAGACCAACUCCUUCAAAUAGCAGUAGCAGAGAUAAAAGAUGUCCCCAUACUUGUUUGACCUCUGCCAGCAUAGUGAGCUUCUUGAGGCUUAUUUCUUUAGUGGUGUUUCUAUAUAUACUGUGUCCCUGCUAAGAUUACCAGCUUUACGACUAAUCCCUGCUAUGGAAUAGUCACAGACACAGUUCAUUUUUUUUUUUUGUUUUUUUGGUCCCUUAAGAAUUCUCUGAAUAGUAUGAAUUAGUGGGUAGAGAAUGGAUCUCAAAAGCUAAGAAGAUCGGAAUUCUACCCCUCCCUUGAGCCAUACUGGCUAUGUGAAUCUGGACAAAAGUCCACUUUCUCAGCUUUCCCAAGCAACUCUCAAAAAAUACUAAUUUCAGAAAAGUUGUCAGUCUAUUGGUAGAGACAGUUUUUUCAUCAGGAGUUUCCCACACAAUGAAAUCAACAAUUCAGACUUGAAAAUAGUCUCAUGCCAUGAUUAUUUUUGCCACAAAAAUGACUGAAUCAGAACUGUGAAAACCUUCACACACACCCUAUUAGCUGUUAUUUUCCAUAAAAAAUAGCUAUUCUUGUGUUUAAAUGACACACAAGAGCAAAAGAAAAAGGUGCGUAGAUAAACGGAGAAAUGUGUUUUCCAUCAACCUGUCAAAAGUUUCUGCAGACCAUCUCCCAGCUUCUUUUCAAUAUCUUUCUUUUAUACAUUUCAUAUAAGAUGUUUGGAUUAAAGGGAUAUAAAAACAUAGGAACUGUUGAGUUGUGUUGAGAAGGAAUAAAGGAACAACAAACUUCAGAAUUAUAUAAGACUAGACUGGGAAGCUCACCUAAUACCUAAAUAUUAUUCUCAGGAAAGUUCUAAUGAACUUAAAUUUCAUCUCUCUUUGUUGCUGGGUAUCAGUCUACCUCAAGGACAAUGCAUGGGUUCCCUAUAUUUCUUGGCUAUAUAGAAUCUUAGAGUGUCAGAACUAAAACAAUGACUUAGGUAGUUCAAUUCCUUCACUUUGCAAAUGAUGCUAAGACCCAGAGAGAUUAAGUGAUUUGCCUAAGACAGCAAUAGCAGAUUUUGAUUUCAACUUAAUAAAUUUCUCUUAUUCCAGAUCAUGCUUUCUCUACUACAGCAAGGUGAAGUCUUCAAGCAGAGGCUGGAUGUAUAGAGGGGAUUUCUACUUUAAGCAUUGUUUGGACUCAGUUGCUUUUAAGUCUCUUCCAAAUCUUGACAUUUGUGAUCUUGAUGCCCAAUCCAAUUUAUGCAAUGUUACCAAAUCAAAAUAAUAGAUUUUGUCAAGCUGGGCAUUUGAUUGAUAUAGAUAUUUCCUAAUAGUUCUAAUGUGGUGCGAGAAUUCGAUUUACAUCAUUUUCCCCAAAAGAUCUCAGUUUACAUCCUUUCCAAAAUAAGAUAGUAACGGAGAACAAACAUUGGGGGCAAAAUUAAAAAUUAGCUGGAUUAGAAUGUUUUGUAACAAAGAUGUGGGCCAUGAUCUCCUCUAUAUAAAGGGAAUAAGUAUAAAAGGUAGAAGACAAAGUGACAAAGAACAAUUAUCACAAAGAGGAAAAAGUUUACAAUAAUCAUAUAGCCCAUCUCUCAUUCCAUUAAGAAUUCCCUCUGUAGUAUCCUUGGCCACAACCUGCCAGGUUGUCCAGCCUCUGUUUGAAUUAUAAAGUAACAGAGAACUCAUUCUUCUGCCAAACACUCCAUUAACACUUGUUAAGAAAUGUUUUCUUAUACAAAUUGCCAACCUGCAUCUUUAUAUACCUGUGACUCCUGGUACUUCUUUGUAGAAUCAAACAGAACUGGUUUAAUCUACUGUGUAUAAGAUCAUGUGCCAAAAGUCCUUGUCUUCAAGGAGUUUAUGUUCUUCCAUAGGACAAUUCUUAAGUUAUGUCACCCCAAGGAUCCUUUUCUCCAGUCUGAGCAUUUCUAGUUCCUUUAAUUGCCUUUUAUAAUGUCAUUUCAUGUUUCCUCUUAGGUAACAGAUGCUGCUAGAUGAUACAGAGAAAACAGUGUUAGACUUGGACCCAGCUUUAAAUUAUGCCUAAGGUGUUAAGUAGCUAAGUGACCAAGAAAAGUCAUUUAAUAUCUCCAUUUCAGUUCCCUCAUCUAUAAAAUGGGAAUAUGAGGUAUCAUGUCAUAAAAAUAUUAUGAUAAUAGUGGUUGUGAGCACUUUGCAAAACGUUAAAGUGCUAACUAAGCAUUGGGUACAUUAUGAUUGUUGUGCCACAGUUCCCUUUUAUUGUCCUGUCUUGGUUUCCCUGAAUUGUUCUGCCUCAGUUCCUAAUUGUUAUGCUUAAUACUGUAACACCACUCCUCUCUCCUAAUCAUGAUGAUCCAGAUAAGGAGAAAGACCUUCUAUUUUAGACCUUAAAUUGUAAUGCUGGAGAAACUGAGGCAAGAUAGAGAUUAGAGAGUUUUUAAUAUUUUAUUAAUUGGAGAGCAUAAUUGACUGGACAAGUUCCAGUGGUGAAUGUGAGUUCUCAAUGACAUAUAUAUCCACAUGGCUCAGCUACAGGGGUAGACCAAGGCAGGGGUGAAGUCAGAACAUUGAGAAUGGGAAAUUUCAGGACCAUAAAUUUGGGUCUAGCAGGAUGGGGGGAAGCUGGAAGCCAGUCACAAUGUUUGAAUAAACAAAGGUAAAAAUGCCAAUGAGAUAUCUGGGAUAGUCUUAUCUUUUGGAAUAUUUUAGAGGAGUAGUGCCAUAAAUUCUUGAGGGCAGAAGGAGUUAGGAGCCAAGAAGUCUGAUCUUCCCCUCAUCUUGAGUCUCACAUUGACAAUUUAUAACCUUAAGCAAAUGGUCCUCAGUCUUAAUGAACCAGAGGGGGAGUUUUACAACUAAGAGGAUUGAAGCAGAACAGUUAAGGAGACUAAGGCAGAACAAUUCAGGGAAACUCAGGAUAUUUAGGGAGACUAGUGCAGGGAAACUGAGGUAGACCAGUUCAAGGAGACUGUGGCAUAACAAAAUUUAGGGAAACUGAGUCAGGAUAAUAAAAGGGAACUGUGGUACAAUGUGAUGAGACAUUUAAAUAGAGAUUUGUAUUCUAUAAUAGCUUUAAAAUUUUACUUUUUUUUCAAAAGUAUUUUAUUUUUUUAAAUGCAUGUAAAGUUAGUUUUCAACAUUCAUUUUUGUAAGAUGGUGUUCCAAAUUUUUUUUUCCUUCUUGCCUUUUUCCCUUCUCCAAAGACAGCAAGCAAACUGAUAUAGGUAGAUAUAUGUAAUCCUUCUAAACAUACUUCCAUAUUUUUCAUGUUAUGUAAAAAAAAUUGGGCCAAAAGGGAAAACUUGAGAAAGAAAAAGCAAACAAACAAAAAAGGUGAAAAUACUAUAUACUUUGAUCCAUUUUCAGUCUCCAUAGUUCUCUCUCUGAAUAUGGUUGGUAUUUCCCAUCCUAUAUCUAUUGGAAUUGUCUUGGCUCAUUGUGUGACUGAGAAGAGUUAAGUGUCAUAGUCGAUUAGCACUUGAUGUUACUGUUAUUGUGUAUAAUGUUCUCUUGGUUCUGCUCACUUCACUCAGCAUUAUUAGUUCAUGUAAGUCUUUCCAGGCUUUUCAUUUCAGUCUGCUUAUCAUUUUUUAUAGAACAGUAAUAUUCUAUUACAUUCAUAUACCAUAACUUAUUCGGUCAUUCCCCAAUUGAUGAACAUCCACUCAAUUUCCUGUUCCUUGCCACACUACAAAAAAAGAGCUGCUACCAACAUUUUUGCACAUGAUUCUUUUCCCUCUUAUACUAUCUCAUUGGGAUAUAGACAUAGUAGUGAAACUGCUGGAUUAAAGGGUGUGCACAAUUUUGUAGCCCAUUGAGCAUAGUUCCAAAUUGAUUUCUAAAAGGACUAGGUCGAUUGACAAAUCCACCAACAAUAUAUUAGUGUCCUGGUUUUUCCCCCAUCCCCUCCAACAUUUAUCUUUAUCUUUUCCUGUCAUCUUGCCCACUCUGAUAGGUAUGAAAUGGUCCCUCAGAACUGUUUUAAUUCACAUUUCUCUAAUCAGUAGCGAUUUAGAGCAUUUUUUCAUUUGAGUAUAAACAGCUUUAAUUUCUUCACUUGAAAAUUGUCCAUAUCUUUUGACCUUUUAUCAAUGGGGAAGUGACUUGUAUUCUUAAAAUUUGAUUCUGUUCUCUCUAUAUUUUAGAAGUGAGUUCUUCAUCGGAAGCACUGACUGUAAAAACAUUUCCUAGCUUUCUAUUUCCCUUCUAAUUGGUUUUGCUGUAUUGAUUUUGUUUGUGCAAAAUGUUUUCAAUUUAAUGUAAUCAGAAUUAUCCAUUUUGUAUUUCAUAACAUUCUCUAUUUCUUGUUUGAUCAUAAAUUCCUCCCUUCUCAAAGAUCUGAUAGGUAAACUAUCCCUUGCUCUCUUAAUUUGCUUAUAGUAUCAUCCUUUAUGUCUAAAUCAUGAACCUAUUUCAACCUUAUCUUGGCAUAGGAUGUAAAAUUUCAACUCCUGGUAUUUUCACUGUCUUUCCCCUUCUUCCCCCUUCCCCCAUGCAUGGAAUGUUUUUUCUCCUCAUCCCCAUUUCUUGGCUUCCCCAGCUUCCUAUAGUUAAAAUCCUAUCUUAUUAAGAAACCUUUCCUGAUCAUCCUUAAUGCUAGUGCCUUGCUUCCAUUUGUUGAUUUUCUCCAGUUUAUCCUGUCUGAAUCUUGUUUGUAUAUGGUUAUUUGCAUUUGGUCUCCAUUAGGAUGAGCUCUUUUAGAGAAAUAUGUGUCUUUUGCCUUUCUUUGUAUCCCUAGUGUUUAGCAUAGUAGUGGGUGGCAUAUAGUAGGUGUUUAACAACUAUUAAUGAUUGUUAAACUUUGUUGUCCAGGAUCAAAUACAGUUCUUAAAAUAUGGUCUGAAGGUAUGAAGGAGUAAUUGUUCUUGAAAACUAUGCCUUUUCAGGCUACCUUCCAGCUUAGGAUGCAGCUCCUACAUCUCUGUAAGAUAGCAUUAUCUUUUUUGAUCACUACAUCACACUUCUGCAUCAUGUUAAGAUUUCAGUCCACUAAAACCCUUCGAAGUUUUUUGUUUGUUUUUUUCCCAGACAAAUUUCUGUCCAAGGUGCCUUACCUUGUUCUUUGAAAGUUGGUGGGGGUUUUUAACCCAAACAUAAAAUUUUACAUUUAUCUCUAUUAAUAGAGAUAAAUUUAAACAGUGAUAAUUUGUCAGUAUCUAAUAGUAGGAGGCCAAAGUUGAAACAUUUCUGGUGUUUCUUAUGAGAGGCCACUUGGGGACACACUGUACCAUAAUAAGCCGAAGUAGUCUCAUCCAGGAUUUUGGAAGCUCAGCAAGCUGUAGUAUGUACACACCAAAGAUGGCAUAAGAGAUUACUGUUGAGUGUCAUGGUCAGGCCUGGCCCUCAUCCAAAAAAGUAAAGUGGACAGAGUUUGUCUGUUCUGCUUUCCCAGAUCUCCUGGGUGGCCCGCUCUCCUAACCCAUGCACCUUUCCUCCACAUCUUGCUGGCAAUCAGUCCAUUCCAGAAGAGUGUGUUCCUGUGCAAUGGGGACACGAGUAUGCAAUGUUGUAGCCUUGUGCUUUAUUAAUCUUGCCUAAGUUUGUUCCUCUCAAGUGCCUCUAGUUAUUUCUCAGCAUUGCUGCCUUGGAUUUUAAGAGUCUCUCCUUUUGUAGUGGAGAAAGCAAGAAGCUUGAAGUGGAAGGAGCCCUCGAUUUGACAUCAGAGGACCUGGCUACAAAUCCUGGCUCUGCUGUUGUGCAAUCCUUACCUAGUUCAUCCUUAACCUCCUUGUGCCUCAGUUUCCUCAUCUAUAAAGUGAAGGGGUUGGACUAAGUUACCUCAAAGGUCCUUGCCAGCUCUAAGUCUAGGACCCUGUGAUCCUUGGAUCCAAAUCCCAGAUCCAGCACUUCAUGCCUGUUUGAGUUUAAAGCAGAUCAUGUGACUUCUCUGGGCCUCAGUUUUGUCAUCUAGAAAACAGAAGUAAUCGCGCUUGGACUACUUACCUCAUAGGGUUGCUAGGAUCAAAUAAAAUGGUGAAGGCCUAAGUUCUUAAUAAAUGAAAACAAUAUGCACAAAUAUGUUACUGUAAUAUGCCUGUAUUUCAGAAACUAACUUGGGGAAACUAAGAUACAUUUGACAAAGGUAAGUGACAUUGUAAGAGAAUGUGUGAUAAGCACCCCCAAAAGUCCUGUGGACAAUAAGAGAAGCCCAUCCACCCAAGACUCUGAGUCCGCCUCAUAGAGGCGUGGGACCGCAGCAGAGAGUUGGAGGACAGUCGGGAUUGAGUGGGGACAGCGGGAGGCUGUGGAAAGCACACUGAGCCUUCACUCAGGAGAAACCUGGUCUUGUUUCUGCCAUUUACUAGCUCAGCUACCCCGGGCAUGCCCUGAACCUCAACAUCCUCAUCUGUAAAAUGGGGAUGAUAAUGUUUAUGGUCCUACCUCCCAAAAUUGUUAUAAGGCUCAAAUGAGAAAAUGCACAUAGAAGCUUUGUAAAACGUUCAAGUCAACUUGCUAUCAUCUAUUAUGAGGACAGAGACUUGCAUUUUAUAUAAACUUUGUAACUCCCUCAGGCUUAACACAGUGCCCUGAACAAGGAAGAUAAUUAAUAAAUGUUUGUUGGUUUUGAUUGAGUUUAAUUAUAGCAAUAAAGUUUCAUCAGGUUUGAAAGCCA